Molecule: messenger RNA, 6848 nt
Organism: Silurus meridionalis
Lineage: Eukaryota; Metazoa; Chordata; Actinopteri; Siluriformes; Siluridae
Gene: sorl1
Product: sortilin-related receptor, L(DLR class) A repeats containing
Biological process (GO): protein targeting to lysosome; protein retention in Golgi apparatus; post-Golgi vesicle-mediated transport
Cellular component (GO): Golgi apparatus; membrane
Molecular function (GO): protein binding
Source: RefSeq, a predicted model, not a curated record
GACACACGCAUACACAAGCACACACACACACACACACACACUCUCGCGGCGGCUCGAGCGCACACACAAACAAACAUGGCGGCCAGGCAGACGGGUAAGAUGCUCGCUGUGGGUCGUUGCGCCGUGUUUGUGAUGUUAUGGCUCGUCCCCGGCUCGUUUUGCUCCACGCUCCGGCUUCACCGGGACAACCGAUUCAUGCUGCCGCAGGACCGAGGCUUUUCCCUGAUCAGUGCGCCCGAUGAGCUCCGGGAGCGAGGCGCGGAGCAGCACAGCGCCAGCCAACACCGACACCGCGCUCGGAGGAGUAGCGCCGACACCGCCGUGCCAAACGUUUACGGACGGGCCAACCUGAAUGACUCUCAUAACCAGAUGGUUGUGCACUGGGCUGGAGAGAAGAGUAACGUCAUCGUAGCUUUGGCAAGAGACAGCGUCGGAGCAACCGACCCCAAGAGCAGUUCGGUUUAUGUGUCGUACGACUAUGGGACCACCUUCAUCCAUAUAUCAGAUAAGUUUAACCUGCCUAGUGGGAAGGAGACCAGCAAGCAGGUGAUCUCGCAGUUUUACCACAGCCCUGCUGAUAACCGGCGUUACCUUUUUGCCGACACCAAGAACAGUUACAUUUGGAACACAUUUGACUUCUGCAAGAGCGUCCAGGGAUUCUCCAUCCCAUUCAAACCCACAGACCUGCUCCUACACAACAAGCGACCGGACCUCGUCCUGGGUUAUGACAGUUCUCACCCUAAUAAGCAGCUGUGGAAGUCAGAUGACUUUGGAGAAACGUGGGUGCUGAUUCAAGAACAUGUCAAGUCCUACUUCUGGGGAGUCGAGUCGCAUGACAGCCCGACCACGGUGCUGGUCCAGAGGCAUGAACCCCAGGGUGUCUCCAGCAUUCUCAGCAGCACUGACUUCUUUCAGAGCGAAGAAAACCGACACAUCAUUCUAGAAAGGGUGGACAGCUUUCAGCUCCGAGACAAGUACAUGUUCGCGACGACGACCAGGACGCUGCUUGGGAGCCAUGAGCCGCAGUCGGUCCAGCUGUGGGUGUCCUACAACCGUCAGCCAAUGAGAGCGGCCCAGUUUAACACUCGCCACCCCAUCACUGAAUAUUACAUAGCAGAUGCCUCAGAGGAUCAGGUGUUCGUAUGCGUCAACCACAACAACAAUGUCACGCACCUGUACAUCUCGGACACGCAGGGACUCGCCUUCUCUCUCUCUCUGGAGAACGUGCUGUAUUACAGCCCCGAGGGUUCAGGAAGCAACACUCUCAUCAGGUACUUUGCCAAUGAGCCAUUUGCAGACCUGCACCGCGUGGAGGGACUGCGUGGUGUGUUCGUAGCCACGCUCAUCAACGGCUCACUCAGCGAAGACAACAUGCGCUCGGUGAUCACCUUCGACAAGGGAGGCACCUGGGAGCUGCUGCGGCCGCCGACCUCUGACAGCCUCGGCGGCUCCAUCGAUUGCCAGAUUUCUAAAGGCUGCUCCCUGCACUUGGCUCAGCGCUGGAGUCAGCUGAUGAACAUUCAGCUUCGUCGGAUGCCCAUCCUGAGCAAAGAGUCAGCGCCCGGCCUCAUCAUGGCAACCGGAUCCGUGGGGAAGAACCUGGCCAAUAAGCCCAACGUCUACGUCUCGAGCAGUGCUGGGGCCAGGUGGAGAGAGGCUCUGGCUGGUCCUCACUUCUACACCUGGGGGGACCAUGGAGGCAUCCUGAUGGCGAUUUCACAGGGGGGCUCCACCAAAACACUGAAGUUUAGCACCAACGAGGGCGAGACGUGGAGUGAGUUCCAGUUCUCCCAGCAGGACGUCUAUGUGUAUCAGCUGCUGACUGAGCCAGGAGAAAAGAGCACCAUCUUCACUAUCUUCGGCUCGUACGCCGAUCAGACCCACAGCUGGCUCAUUCUGCAGGUCAACGUGAGCGACGUGCUCGGAGUUCCGUGCUCUGAGGGCGACUAUAAGCCCUGGUCUCCUUCUGAUGAGAGAGGAAAUGGCUGUGUUCUGGGCCGCGAAUUGCUCUUCAAGCGGCGUUCGCCACACGCAACCUGCUUCAACGGCGAGGACUUCGAUCGUCCUGUCAGUCUGUCCAACUGCUCCUGCACGCGUCAGGACUACGAAUGUGAUUACGGAUUCAAGCUCAGCGAGGACCUCUCUCUGCAAGUGUGUGUUCCCGAUCCGGAGUUUUCAGGCAACUUGUACGCCCCUCCUGUGCCCUGCCCGGUUGGCACGACGUACCGCCGCAGCAAAGGGUAUAGAAAAGUGCCUGGUGAUAGCUGCACCGGUGGGGAUGUCGAGGCCCGGCUGGAUGGAGAGAUGCUCCCGUGUCCUGUUGGAGAGAGUAACGAAUUCAUCCUGUACGCCGUGAGGAACUCUAUCCACCGCUACGACCUGGCUACAGGCGUGGACCAGCCCCUGCCGCUUUCUGGCCUCCGUGAGGCUGUGGCUCUGGACUUCGACUACGAGAGGAACUGCCUCUACUGGGCUGACAUUUCACUUGACACCAUACAGAGGCUGUGUUUGAACGGCAGUUCUGGCCAGGAAGUGGUCAUUCGGAAAGGCCUGCAGAACGUUGAGGCUCUGACAUUUGAACCUGUCAGUCGUCUUCUCUAUUGGGUGGAUGCAGGGUCUCAGAAGAUAGAGGUCUCGAACCCUGACGGGGAUCUAAGACACACCCUCGUCAACUCCUCCAUAUUGGAGCAUCCUCGAGCACUGGCCCUGAUUCCCGGAGAGAGCCUCAUGUUCUGGACGGAUUGGGGGGACAGAGCGGCUGGAGUGUACCGCAGCUGGAUGGACGGCUCCAACGUGUCCCGCAUCGUGUCGGACGGUGUGCGCUGGCCUAAUGGUAUCACGGCGGACGAGCACUGGCUUUACUGGACCGAAGCAUACGGAGACCGCAUUGAGAGAGCCGACUUUACCGGGGGGCAGCGCACGGUGCUCAUGGAGGGCCUGCCGCAUCCCUACGCUAUAGCUGUAUUUAAGAAUGACCUCUACUGGGAUGACUGGUCAAGAAUGGGCAUCUUCAAGGCACCUAAAUCAGGUUCAUCGAACGGCGAGCUCCUCGUCGGAAGGCUGACCGGCGUCAUGGAUCUUAAAAUCUUCUACAAGGGCAAGGCCAGAGGCCAUAACGCGUGCGCCGAUCAGCCGUGUACACUGCUCUGUUUGCCCCAGCCGGGCCACAAACAUAGCUGUGUGUGUCCAGACGGAGUAGCCACCACCAAACUGCCCUCAGGACAACUCCAGUGUCAGUGCCCCAGUGGCUACCAGCUCCACAACAACACGUGUGUGAAGACAGAACACACUUGUUUGCCGAACCAGUACCGAUGCUCGAACGGCAAGUGCAUCAGCAGCAUCUGGAAGUGCGACAGUGACAACGACUGUGGAGAUAUGAGUGACGAGCAGGAGUGCCCCACCACCUCUUGUGAUCCGUCUGUGCAGUUCCGCUGCGUAGCUUCUGGCUCAUGCAUCCCUUUGGCUUUCAAGUGUGAUCACGAGGACGAUUGUGGUGACAACAGUGAUGAGGAGCAUUGUGACUCGCAUCAGUGCGGUCCUGCGGAGUUCAUGUGCGCGCGAGGAGUGUGUAUUCGUGACGCCUGGCGCUGUGACGGCGAUAACGACUGCAGGGACUGGUCUGACGAAGCCAACUGCACUGUGGGCCACCAUACAUGCGAGAGCAGCAGUUUCCAGUGUAACACAGGUCACUGCAUUCCUCAGCGCUGGGUUUGUGACGGCGAUGAUGACUGUCAGGACGGCUCUGACGAGGAGCCCAGUCACUGUGAAGGAGAUCGCUGUAACGGCUUUCUGUGUUCUAAUGGCACGUGCUUGCCUGCCAGUUCGCACUGUAACGGCGUGGAGGAAUGCCCAGGGGGCGCCGACGAGCAGCACUGCGAUCCUUUGUGCACACGCUACAUGGAGUUUGUGUGUCGGAACCGAGCUCAGUGCCUUUUCCAGUCGCUGGUGUGUGAUGGAACAAAGCAUUGCUCCGACGGCUCAGAUGAGGACGCCGCUUACGCCGGCUGCUCUACCCAUCCCGAAUUCGAGAAGAAGUGCGACACCUACAACUUCCAGUGCACCAACGGCAUGUGCGUAAGUCUGGACUGGAAGUGUGAUGGCAUGGACGAUUGUGGCGACUACUCGGACGAAGCAAACUGCGCGGGUUCUCCCACAGAGGAGCCCGGCUGCACGCAUUACUUCCAGUACGAGUGCAAGAACGGCCGCUGUGUGCCUACGUGGUGGAAAUGUGAUGGUGAGAAUGACUGCGGAGACUGGUCGGAUGAGGCGCAAUGCACAGAUGGACUUUAUCCCCAUACGCCUGCCCCGGGCCUUGCAACGUGUGCGCCUAACCGCUUCCACUGCGGCUCUGGAGCAUGUAUAGUGAAUAACUGGGUGUGUGAUGGAUAUGCUGAUUGCCCCGAUGGCAGUGAUGAAGUGGGCUGCCCUACAGCUUCUAAUAGCUCGGUGACUCAGAUGCCUGUGCCCACUCAUGCCACUGACCCGUCUGGCCGUUGUUCCAGAGGGCAGUUCCUGUGCCGUAAGCCGCCAUCAUGCAUCCCGGAAUGGCAGCGCUGCGAUGGCCACUCCAACUGUCAGGACAACUCGGACGAGUCCGACUGCCCCACCCGUGAGCCUCUGGUGUGUGUGAAUGGGAGUUUGUGUGCUGACCGGGAGGCCUGUGUAUUGGAGAGUGAGAGGUGUGAUGGCUUCUUAGACUGCUCAGACCACAGUGAUGAGGAUAACUGCACCGCCGACCAGCUGGUGUAUAAAGUCCAGAACCUCCAGUGGCACGCAGACUUCUCCGGCACUGUCACACUCACCUGGUCCAGGCCCAAAAACAUGCCGCCCUCCUCCUGCUCCUUCCUCAUCUACUACAGGCUGGUAGGGACUCAGCAGUGGACCACCAUGGACACACACAGCAGCAAAAGCAGCUAUACACUGAGUGUGCUGAGGCCAGACACCACCUACCAGGUGAAAGUGGUGACACAGUGCCUCAGCAAGCAGCACAAGACCAACGAGAUGCUCACGCUGAGGACCCCCGAGGGCUUGCCCGAUCCUCCUCAGGCUUUGCAGCUCAGUUGUGAUAACGCAGAAGACGGCAUGGUGCUGUGCUCCUGGAGUCCUCCAGCUAAUGCUCACGGCUUCAUCAGAGAGUACAUUGUUGAAUACAGCGAGAAAGGCAGCUCAGAGUGGUUUUCCCAGACAAGUUCUAGCACCAGUACCGAGGUUAAGAACCUGCAGCCCAGCGCCCUCUACAGGUUCAGGGUUGCUGCAGUCACCAGCAGAGGGGUGGGCAACUGGACAGAGAUCAAAUCCAUCAACCCUCAGAAAGCUUUGUCUCCGCCACUUACAAAGAUUACGAGAAUCACGGAAGACACGGUGACGCUAGCCAUCAGCUCCGACUACAAGGCUAAACACUAUGUAGUGGUGCUGUCUUGGGUUUUUGACAAGCAUGUGAAAGAAAACAGGAACUACACCAUCUCAGAUACUCUUACAGCUACGAAUCUGACAGCGGGAACGGUGUAUGAGGUGGCAGUGUGGGCACAUACCACUGAUGGAGACAGUCCAACUGCCCUGACUCGCAUAGAGACAGUUGGAACACAGCCAGCACAACCACUGCUCAAAGCUCGGGCGCUCAAUCAAACCGCUGUGGACUGCAGCUGGACUGGACCCCAGGCACAGAUGUACGGUGUGUUCUAUGCCACGUCCUUCCUGGAUCUUUACCGCCGACCGCACAGAGUGAACAGCACCAGCUCCAGCAUAACCGUCACCGUGGAGAGCGACGAGCAGUACCUCUUCCUUGUACGGGUGAUCUUGCCGUAUCUGGGUCCUCCGUCGGAAUCGGCUGUAGUGAAGAUGAUCCCUAACGAGCGACUUCCUCCACGCAACCUGCAUAAAGUCCAAGUGGAUAAAACGCGAGCCACGCUGAAAUGGCAGCCGCCGUACGACUCGCCCGGCUCUCCUUUGACGUACGUCGUGCAUGUGAGGGAUGCAGUUCGGAAGACGGAGCGCGACUUUAAAUUCACCACGCAGAACAACACGGUUGAGUACAGCCUUAAAGGACUGGAGCCUGGCGGACGCUACAGUAUCACCGUCCGCCUCCGCAACAUGACCAAGGAAGCCAGCUACACGCUCAACACAGUUCCACUACCUGCACCCGAGGCUCUCAAAAUCCUUACCGAGCAAGACCACGUGUUCCUGUUUUGGAAGAGUUUAGCCGUCAAAGAACGGAGUUUCAACGAGAGUCGGGGCUAUGAGGUGUCGGUGUAUGACAGUGUAAGUAACUCCACCAUAUCACUGGGAAACACCACAGAGACCUUCUUCAGGAUCAGUAAUCUUUUAGUGGGCCACAACUACACAUUCUCAGUGCGGGCUAGCUGCCUGGUGAACGGCCAGCUGUGCGGUGAAGCUGCGGUGUUGCUCUACGAUGAGCUGGGGAGCGCGGGAGCAGGUCCCAGUGACUCAGCUGCUCAUUCAGGUCAUUCAGGUGACACAGCGGCUGUGGUGGUGCCGGUGCUGUUCGUGCUGCUGCUGUGUGUGUGAGGUCUUGUGGCUCUGUACGUGCGCCACCGUCGCCUGCAGCACAGCUUCACCGCCUUCGCCAACAGCCACUACAACUCUCGUCUCGGCUCGGCUAUCUUCUCCUCGGGAGACGAACUCGGCGACGACGACGAGGACGACCCCAUGAUCGGCGGCUUUGCGGACGACGUUCCCAUGGUGAUAGCGUAGUGGCCUUCGAGCCACUGUGCCCUUUUCCUCCGACCCGCCAUCCCCGUUCGCCUCUUCUUCUUUUUCCACACGUUUCCCUGCAUUAUACCUUCACUCCAAAUUGGCUGACUGACUCCGCCCCCCCAAACUGGGAUUUC